AUGCACCGUCUCAUCCACUCACCCUCACCAGACAUCAACCAACACACGAACUCACCACCUUACACCAGACACCUACCACCACACGAACUCACCACCUUACACCAGACACCUACCACCACACGAACUCACCAACUUACACCAGACACCUUCCAAUACACGAACUCACCACCUUACACCAGACACCUUCCAACACACGAAGUCACCACCUUACACCAGACACCUUCCAAUGCACGAAAUCACCACCUUACACCAGACACCUACCAACACACGAACUCACCACCUUACACCAGACACCUACCAACACACGAACUCACCACCUUACACCAGACACCUUCCACCACACGAACUCACCAACUUACACCAGACACCUUCCAACACACGAACUCACCACCUUACACCAGUCACCUACCACCACACGAACCUACCAACUUUCACCAUACACCUACCACCACACGAACUCACCACCUUACACCAGACACCUAUCAACACACAAACUCACUACCUUACACCAGACACCUACAAACACACGAACUCACCACCUUACACCAGACACCUACCACCACACGAACUCACCACCUUACACCAGACACAUACCACCACACGAACUCACCACCUUACACCAGACACCUACCACCACACGAACUCAACAACUUACACCAGACACCUACCACCAUACGAACUCACCACCUUACACCAGACACCUUCCAACACACGAAGUCACCACCUUACACCAGACACCUACCACCACAUGAACUCACCAACUUACACCAGACACCUUCCAACACACGAACUCACCACCUUACAUCAGACACCUACCACCACACGAACUCACCAACUUACACCAGACACCUACCACCACACAAACUCACUACCUUACACCAGACACCUACAAACACCCGAACUCACCACCUUACACCAGACACCUACCACCACACGAACUCACCACCUUACAUCAGACACCUACCAACACACAAACUCACUACCUUACACCAGACACCUAACAACACACGAACUCACCACCUUACACCAGACACCUACCACCACACGAACUCACCACCUUACACCAGACACCUACCAACACACGAACUCACCACCAUACACCAGACACCUACCAAAUACACGGAUCCAUAUCCACUCACACCAGACCACGAAGCACCACACGUUAACUCACAAUUUCAAAAUCCUGACACCAGACUUCCGCCUGUAUCACAACAGUAG
Messenger RNA from Lytechinus variegatus (green sea urchin), 1218 nucleotides. RefSeq names its product early nodulin-75-like. Bases 1 to 1218 code for a protein of 405 amino acids. NCBI's taxonomy places the organism in Eukaryota, Metazoa, Echinodermata, Echinoidea, Temnopleuroida, Toxopneustidae. The record is from RefSeq and is a predicted model, not a curated record. The transcript has a single exon.